UGCAGUCAUGUAUCAGCUUAGCUGGGAUUUAGUUCUGAACUGAUAUGAGAAACAUCACACAAACUCAGAUUACUUCAUCUAGUGUAGCCCAUGGACGAAGUCCCUACAGAACAACAACAACAUUUCUCAUCACUGUGGUAUUAAUAUGGUCUGACGUUUGUGGUGCAGAAAAGCUCGGGAAAAGUGACCUAGAAAUACAGGUUGGAGAAAAGGAUUUAAACAAUUACACACCUCCAGCAAGUCCUAUUAAAAUUCCUGGACUUAAUCUGUUUCAAUAUGAAGGCAACAAUACCUACUGCAGUAGUCUCUGCUUUGUUGCUGACUUGCGUAUAUGCAACUAGAGAAGCUGCAAAGAAGAAUAAAAAGGCCAAGUUGUAUGUCCCUCAGUUGGAUUGUGAUGUGAAAGCUGCGAAGAUCCUCAAUCCUGAAUUUAUUGCCAAGUGUCCCCCAGGAUGUCAGGAUGUGAAAUAUCGAGUCUACGGCACUGAUAUCUAUGCUUCUUUUUCCAGUAUAUGCGGCGCUGCUAUUCACAGUGGUACAAUUAACAAAUCUGGAGGGAAAAUCCUGGUUCAAAAAGUUGCUGGACAAUCAGGUUACAGGGGUAGUUUCUCCAAUGGAAUCCGAUCACUGUCUUUACCGCGAUGGAGGGAGUCCUUCAUUGUUUCAGAAGGUAAACCUAAGAAAGGGGUUCAGUACCCCUCAACUCUUGAAUACGCAUCUUCCAAAAGUACAUCUGGGAAAGGAGGUUCCCAAAGGAAGGAGUAUCAGACAACUGCCGUAACACCAUUUCUUGCAACACACACUGCUACAACAACACCAAAACGUCUCAUCACGACAACCUCAUUUGUCAGCACAACCCCAAAACCAACAGUCCCAACCACCAUUACUACGACUGUCACCACCCAAAUGACUACUGUUGCAGCUGCAAAGCCUCAGGUUGCAAUGCACAAGGUCAGAGAUAUAGGUUCUUCUAGCUAUGUCCAUCCAGCGUACUCAUCAGUGGCAGCUGUAGCAUCAAGGCAGGUUCAGGCUGCACAAGGAAGAACCCAGAAUCAAGCAUUCAAAGGCACUUCCAGCUAUGCAAGUAACAGAAAUGCUCCUCGGCUCAAUACAGGUCUUCAGCGGCACGAGCCAAGUGCUACGUUCCGGAAGCCUGCUAGCAAUCCUGCCAAUCUGGCUAUGGAAACAGACUUGUGGAAACCAGGAUCAAGCCUUUUUGACACAGGUUUAAGCUCUAAGGAAGAUGUGAUUCCCAAACCAUUGGCGCCGACUUCUCAGGGAAACCCAAAUUGCAAAGUGGAUUUAUCCUUCUUGAUAGAUGGGAGCUGGAGCAUUGGCAAGCGCCGCUUUCAGAUCCAAAAACAAUUCCUCAGAAAUGUUGCUGAAGCGCUGGAUAUUGGCAUUGCUGGCCCUCUCAUGGGCAUAAUUCAGUAUGGAGAUGACCCUUCUACUGAAUUUAACUUGAAGACUUAUGCAAACACUAAGGACGUGAAAAAUGCUAUCGAGAAAAUACUUCAGAAAGGAGGAUUAUCCAAUGUUGGGAGAGCUCUGUCUUUUGUUAACAAAAACUUCUUUGAGGAUUCUAACGGGAAUCGGGGUGGUGCCCCCAACAUUGCUGUCGUGCUGGUGGACGGCUGGCCCACAGAUAAGGUGGAGGAAGCCUCCAGGUUGGCAAGGGAAUCUGGCAUUAACAUUUUCUUUGUCACCAUUGAAGGACCAGAUGAAAAUGAAAAACAAUAUGUGGUUGAAGCCAAUUUUGUGGACAAGGCUGUAUGCCGGACCAAUGGCUACUAUUCUAUCACUGUUCCCAGCUGGUUCACUUUACACAAAGUGGUGCAGCCUUUAGUGAAGCGAGUCUGUGACUCUGAUCGCCUGGCCUGCAGCAAGACCUGUUUAAAUUCGGCAGACAUUGGGUUUGUCAUUGAUGGAUCCAGCAGUGUUGGGACGGGGAAUUUUCGCACCGUCCUCCAGUUCGUAGCCAACAUUAGCAAAGAAUUUGAGAUUUCUGAUACAGACACCCGUGUUGGAGCUGUGCAGUACACCUACGAGCAGAGACUGGAGUUUGGCUUUGACAAGCACACCACAAAGCAAGAUGUCUUGACUGCUAUCAAGAGGAUCAACUACUGGAGUGGAGGGACCAGCACUGGUGCAGCCAUCAACUAUGCCUUUGACCAACUCUUCAGCAAAUCUAAGCCCAACAAGAGGAAGAUCAUGAUUCUGAUUACAGAUGGUAGAUCCUAUGAUGAUGUCCAAGGACCAGCUACAGCAGCACACCAAAAUGGAGUCAUAGCCUAUUCAGUAGGAAUUGCAUGGGCCGCCCAAGAUGAACUGGAAGCCAUUGCCACCGAUCCCGAUAAAGAGCACUCCUUCUUUGUGGAUGAAUUUGACAGCCUCUACAGAUUUGUUCCUAAAAUAAUCCAGAAUAUUUGCACAGAGUUCAAUUCACAGCCGCGAAACUAAUCAACUAACUCCGCAUUUUCCACCAAAUGCUGAGUCACUGAAGAAUAUUACAUGAGAGAUAUAACACAAACUAUUAGGCAAGCAAUAUCAGCCAGGUCAGGAGGUUGUUGGGGCAUUUUAACUGCAGGACCCUUCAGCUGUGUUCCCUAUGUAUAUCAAUAAUGGGUGUAGAUUGAUGUAUUUUUCUCUCUGCUGGUUUCAAAACUGAUCUGAUAGUACAUCAGGCACAAUCCUUGGCUAAAUUCCACUGAUUCGGUCCCAUAGUUUUGCAUUAAUUUGUACACACCUCAGAAGGAUAUGUCCUGAGACAUUUAAACCAUGGUGGGCCAAAGACUCCAUUUGUUAGGAAAUAUUCCAUUGCAAUUCCCCAGGAAUGGAAAAAAGAGCGAAUAAAUGACCUACAGCUGCCUUGCAAAUAUUGCAGGGCCUCAUAUCAGAGCCAUCAGCACAUAUAUGAAGAAUGGAAGCAAAGAACAACCCAUUAAAAAAAAGCGAUAUCAAUGAACAGAAAAGUGAGGCAAGAUUUGUAACAGCAAAAGGUGCAGUGUGACAUGCACCUUGCUAUACACUGGCACUCUUGGCCAGUCCUCCAGAGGAUUCUGCUGUGUGUAUUCCUGCUAUGGAUUGAAGUGUCUAUAAAACAGCUCUGGGCAAAAUUACUUCAUCAGACAUCUGAGAAUGUUUUGCUAAGAGUGGCUGUAACACAGACCAGGUGGCAAAGUGGCAACCUCCAACAAAUGUGAAGAAAGAAAAAAAAAAUAGUCAACAGUUCCUUCUUGCUUUCACAAAGCACACAUACCUACUUCCCACACUCCUUGUUCAACAACAUUAUAUCCACCGAAAAGGCACAUACUUUCCACCACCCCGUCAGUUUAAAUAAAGAAAUGAACAGAUCCCAAGCUUCAA
Molecule: messenger RNA, 3366 nt
Organism: Pogona vitticeps (central bearded dragon)
Lineage: Eukaryota; Metazoa; Chordata; Lepidosauria; Squamata; Agamidae
Gene: VIT
Product: vitrin
Biological process (GO): extracellular matrix organization; positive regulation of cell-substrate adhesion
Cellular component (GO): interstitial matrix
Source: RefSeq, a predicted model, not a curated record